CCAACACACACACAAUCUCCCAGAGCAGACACCGGCUAGCUACUAGCAGCAGCUGUCAAAUCCUGAGCUGUCUAACAGGAUGGCGGAGGGUCUUUCGUACACUAUAGUGGAGUAUUUCGGGGGGGACGAUGGCUACCGCUGUGGCUAUUGUAAAAACGAGAAGGGCAACUUCUCCCACGGGAUGUGGUCCCACACAAUGACUGUGCAAGAUUACCAGGACCUCAUAGACCGAGGAUGGAGAAGAAGUGGGAAGUACGUUUACAAGCCAACAAUGAAGAAGACGUGCUGUCCACAAUACACCAUCAGAUGCCACGCGUUGAACUUCCAGCCUGCCAAAUCCCACAAGAAGACCCUGAAGAAGAUGAGCAAGUUCCUGUCCAAAGGGGAGCUCCCGGCCGGAGGCCCAGAUGAAGAGCCUAUGGACUCCCUCUGUGAGGAAGCGGGCCUGAAGAGGACCGCCAAGGCCUGCCCCACCCAGGUGGAGGUGGCAGCCGUCCCAGAACCUCAGCCAGAGGGGGUGGUGGCGGCAAGUGCACCAGCGGCCCCGGAGAAAUCCGGACAAGGCGGCCCGCCAACUGUCCAAGACGGUCCUCCGACUGUCCAAGACGCUGGACUGCCAAGUUCAACUCACAAACCAGGGAAGGGGGCGGACCCAGCGCGGCCGCCCUGCCGGAAGGCCAAGGACCUCCGGAAGGAGCGCCGCCUGCAGAAGGAGCAGAUCAAACGGGCCGUGGGGGGCGACUCUGGCGCCUCGCCCGCCACACCCACCACCCCCACCCCCACCGAGGCCCCGCCCGGCCACGCCCCCCAGCCCAAACCCCUGGAGGCGUUCAUUCACGAGUCGCUACCCGACACCGCCCUCCAUCGCCUUGAGGUGAGGCUAGUGGCGGUCAGCUUUGACGACCCCACGUUCGCGGCGACCUUUGAGCAGUCCGCGGCGCUGUACGCCCGCUACCAGACGGCGGUGCACGGCGACGCCGCCAGCGAGUGUGAUGAGAGCGAGUUCCGGAGAUUCCUCUGUGAUUCGCCCUUGGAGGCGGAGUCGCCCCCCGAUGGACCAGAGAUGGGCUACGGCUCCUUCCACCAGCAGUACUGGCUGGGCGACCGCAUGGUGGCGGUGGGCGUGGUGGACAUCCUGCCCACCUGCGUCUCCUCCGUCUACCUGUACUACCACCCCGAGUUUGCCUCCCUCUCCCUGGGCUCCUACUCUGCACUCAGGGAGAUCGCCUUCACCCGGCAGCUGCAGAAACAGUCCCCAAAGCUGGCCUACUACUACCUGGGUUUCUACAUCCACUCCUGCCCCAAGAUGCGCUACAAGGGAAAGUACCUGCCUGCUGACCUGCUGUGCCCGGAGACCUUCUUCUGGGUGCCCAUCGAGCGCUGCACCGCCCGCCUGGAGAACGCCCGCUACGUCCGCUUCAACCAGGACCCCGACGCAGUCGACGCGCGGGCCUUUAAGGACCUUUCCCGGGUCAUGGUUCUGUACAAGCGGACCGUCAUGCCCUACGCCGCCUACUGCCGCAAGCGUCGGGGCCCCAGCGACCAGGAGCAGGUGGAGCAGUACGCCGCCCUGCUGGGCCAGACCUGCGCCGAGAGCAUCCUCAUGUACCGGGAUAUCAGGGGCCCCUAGGACCCGAGGGCCCUUAGGCCCCAGACACCCGGAGCAGGCAGAGCAUCCUAUGUACUGGGCCUGGGGGCCCCUCGGACCUGGGGGCCCCUCGGACCUCGGCUUAGACACUCACCCACCCACAUAGGAGAGAAACCCACCUGCCAGCAAUAAGUCUGUCUGAUCCAAAUCAGCCUUUCAGUCCGUCUGUCUGUCAGCCUAUCGGUCUAUAGGUCUCUCUGUGUACUCCAACUCAGCCUUUCAGUCUGUGUGUCUGCCCGCCUAACAGUCAAUAGGUCUGUCUGUCUGAUCCAACUCAGCCUUUCAGUCUGUCCGUCCUUCUGCUCUGAAUUUCUCUCGGCCUAUCAGUGUCUCUAUAAUGUCCGUCUGUCUGAUCUGAAUGUCUUUCAGCCUUUCAGUCUGUCUAUCAGUCUGUCGGUCUUCUCUCUCGCUCUAUGCUGCUUCUCCCUGUAGUCUCACUGCUUCAUAACUCCAGUUAGCUUCCCAUCCUGUGUGGUUGUGUGUGUGUGUGUGUGUGUGUGUGUGUACUGUUAACAUGUCUAGUAUAUUCAUGUAUGGAUGUAUUUGUGUGUAUCCACGUACCUGCUGGCCUGCCUGAUCAAUAUAUCAGCAUCUUAAUCACCACUAUAAGUACUCACUCAUUACUACACUCAUCACAACACAAGGACCGGCCAACGGGUCAGUGGACUGUGUCUACGUUCAUCUCCAUGGAAGGUCUAGAACUCCAGUGAGUAGGAGGUCGCUGAUCUCAAGAGACGGCCUCCAAGUCUUUCUUAAAACUACGUCCUGGUUCUGAGGACAAGAACCACGUCUGUGGGAGGAGAACCACGUCUGUGGGAGGAGAACCACGUCUGUGGGAGGAGAACCACGCCUGUGGAAGGAGAACCGCGUCCGACGUCCAUGAGUGAACUCUUUCUCCCCACUUCCUGUGUCGAUGUUUUAAACCACGACCGCUUUCCCUUCUUUUACUCCGACAUCGACACUUAUUUUGUUUUAUCCUCUUUUUCGUUUUGUCAAUAAAGGGAUUAUAUAAUCAUUCUCCAAUG
This is a messenger RNA of Gadus morhua (Atlantic cod), 2673 nucleotides long. It is a transcript of the gene ate1, whose product is annotated as arginyltransferase 1. Gene Ontology annotation, molecular function: arginyl-tRNA--protein transferase activity. The record is from RefSeq and is a predicted model, not a curated record. The coding region runs from base 80 to 1630 and encodes 516 amino acids. Gene Ontology annotation, biological process: protein arginylation. NCBI's taxonomy places the organism in Eukaryota, Metazoa, Chordata, Actinopteri, Gadiformes, Gadidae. The transcript is spliced from 12 exons. Gene Ontology annotation, cellular component: cytoplasm.